AUUUGGCUUCAGUCAGGCAGACCCCCUGCAAGUGCUGGACCCAUGAGCCCAAAGAGACUGCUGACUCACAAUGGGAACCACCAGUGACGAGAUGGUGCCUGUGGAGCAGGCCUCCGCCGCCUCCUCCCUAGAUCCCCUGUGCUUUGAGUGUGGCCAGCAGCACUGGGCAAGAGAAAACCACGUAUACAACUAUCAGGGUGAGGUGGACGAUGACCUCGUCUGCCACAUUUGCCUUCAGCCCCUACUGCAGCCGCUUGACACGCCCUGUGGACACACGUUCUGCCACAAGUGCCUCCGAAACUUCCUGCAAGAGAAGGACUUCUGCCCGCUGGACCGCAAGAGGCUGCAUUUCAAGUUGUGUAAGAAGUCUAGCAUCCUGGUCCAUAAGCUCCUAGACAAACUGCCAGUUCUGUGUCCGUUUUCCUCUGUGUGCCAAGAUGUAAUGCAGCGCUGUGACCUCGAGGCACAUCUUAAAAACAGGUGUCCAGGAGCCUCGCACCGGAGGGUUGAUCUAGAGAGGAGGAAAACCAGCCACACUCAAACACAGAUUGAGGGUGAGACUGGACCCGCUGUAACAGACCCUCCGAGCACGUCACCCCCAGAAACAGACUGCGUGGGCACUGUGCCCAUCGAGCGGACCGAGGAGGCUGGCCUGGACAACCCUGCCUUCGAGGAGAGCACUGCAGCCGACUCCAUACAACAGCCGCUCAGUUUACCAGAAGGAGAGAUCACCACCAUCGAGAUCCACCGCUCCAACCCGUACAUCCAGCUAGGAAUCAGCAUCGUGGGCGGCAACGAGACGCCACUGAUAAACAUUGUCAUCCAGGAAGUCUACCGCGACGGGGUCAUUGCCAGAGAUGGACGGCUCCUCGCCGGGGACCAGAUUCUUCAGGUAAACAACCACGAUAUCAGCAACGUGUCCCAUAACUACGCUCGGGCUGUGCUUUCCCAGCCUUGCAGCUCGCUGCACCUCACCGUGCUUCGGGAGAGGCGCUUUGGCAGCCGAGCAAACAGCCAUGCUGACGGCAGCGCGCCGCCCCGGGACGAGGUCUUCCAGGUGCUGCUCCACAAACGAGACUCAGCCGAGCAGCUCGGCAUUAAAUUAGUCCGAAGGACAGACGAGCCGGGUGUUUUUAUUCUGGACCUUCUGGAAGGGGGGCUGGCAGCCCAGGACGGCAGGCUCAACAGCAAUGACCGGGUGCUGGCCAUCAACGGGCAUGACCUAAAGCAUGGGACCCCGGAGCUCGCAGCCCAGAUCAUCCAGGCCAGCGGAGAGCGGGUGAACUUAACAGUCGCCAGACCAGGGAAGCCCCAGCCCAGCAACGGCAGCCGUGAAGCCGGAGCGCACAGCAGCAGCCAGCACCAUGCUCAGCAACCUGCCCACAGCCGGCCGAGCUCGCACAGGGAUCUCACUCAGUGUGUCACGUGCCAGGAGAAGCACAUCACUGUAAAGAAGGAGCCACACGAGUCCCUUGGGAUGACGGUCGCGGGGGGCAGAGGGAGUAAGAGUGGUGAGCUGCCCAUCUUUGUGACAAGUGUACCACCCCAUGGCUGCCUUGCACGAGAUGGCCGAAUCAAGAGAGGUGACGUGCUGCUGAAUAUCAACGGCAUUGACCUGACCAGUCUAAGUCACAGCGAGGCAGUGGCCAUGCUCAAGGCCAGCGCUGCGUCUCCAGCCGUCGUCCUCAAAGCCCUGGAAGUCCAGAUUGUGGAGGAGGCAGCCCAGGCCUCCGAGGAGCAGCCGAGCGCGGUCAGUGAGAAUGAGCACGACGCCAGCUGGUCCCCGUCCUGGGUCAUGUGGCUCGGGCUGCCGAGCGCCCUUCAUAGCUGCCAUGAUAUAGUCCUACGAAGAAGCUCCUUGGGAAGCUGGGGCUUCAGCAUUGUGGGCGGCUACGAAGAGAACCACACCAACCAGCCCUUCUUCAUCAAAACCAUCGUCCUGGGGACCCCUGCCUACUACGACGGGAGGUUAAAAUGUGGAGACAUGAUUGUAGCCGUAAAUGGCCUGUCGACUGUGGGCAUGAGUCACUCUGCUCUGGUGCCCAUGUUGAAAGAACAGAGGAACAAGGUCACUCUGACCGUCAUCUGCUGGCCUGGCAGCCUCGUCUAGACUGUCCACGUUGGUUUCCAGUCUUGUUUCUUCCUGCAGGCUCUUGAAGGAGGCGCCUCCUGUGACGUUUCCACACAGCUGCAGACACAGGGCCAAAGCGCUAAAACCACCCCAUGUUUCCUCUUUGCUCGGAAGUCGGCUCCCACUGGCCCCCGGGGCUCUCAGUGGCCACCCUCUGUGGUCCUGCUCACAGCCUGCCAGGACUGUCACCCGGAUGGAUGAGAGUGGCUUCUCCACCUGCAGAAGCUCGGUCAUCAAACCUGUGACAGCGACAACUUCCCUGGCCUGGAAACAGUGCUGCAAGCGGAUGCGGCCCAGUGUUCCUCAUCUCCCAUUGGUGCCAACAUUUCAAGACUUUUUAUACCGUUUAUAAAGUGACUUUUUAGUUUGUUUCUACUUUAAUCCUCAGUACUCAAAUGAAGACAUAAAUCUGACAGCGCUAACGAGACUUUGUUUAAAAUACUGUGGUUAGCGUAGUAGAGAGUCAAAAAUAACGCUCUUCAGGGACAGAGCAGCCUGGGAGGUGACUGUCCCAGAGCUGGCAAAGCUGCGUUGUUGCUGGAAUGGCCCAGAAGCACGAAGGUUCUUUUCCAAAGGAAGCUUUGUUACGUAGGAAAAGUUCAAAGAUGUUUUUCUAAAAGUCAUUUCUAGGGUUUAUAUUUAUCAGCAAUCUUGUCGGAGAUGUUUUUGUGAUUUAUGCAGUUGAACUAGGUGAUUAAAAACCAUUACUGUGUUAACCACACACAUAUGCAGUAUGUUGAAGGGGAGCCUUUGGUUUUUAUUCCUACAUGUCUUAGAAACCCUUAGUUUCCCCAAGAGACCAAAAAGCUCUGUUUUU
Messenger RNA from Acomys russatus (golden spiny mouse), 2948 nucleotides. It is a transcript of the gene Lnx2, whose product is annotated as ligand of numb-protein X 2. The record is from RefSeq and is a predicted model, not a curated record. Bases 71 to 2110 code for a protein of 679 amino acids. Gene Ontology annotation, molecular function: protein binding; ubiquitin-protein transferase activity. The transcript is spliced from 9 exons. NCBI's taxonomy places the organism in Eukaryota, Metazoa, Chordata, Mammalia, Rodentia, Muridae.